AACUACUUCUGGUCCUAUUGCUGGAUUGUUGAAUAGUAAGCUAGCCUUGUUCGGAACCGUCUCUUCAAUUAUACUCUUGAUUGGCUUUAAUUACAUCCAAAAACUUGAUCCAGAUUUCCUCAAGGACCUACAAAACGAUUACAGCAAUUUACAACAAGUGGUGGCCCAAAAUAAAAACCCAAAGAACUCUCAAAGACCAGCAUUGCCCACAAAAGUAAAAUCAAAAAGGAACUGAUUCUGUGAAAAUCCACUGCUGCGGGUUUUUCCUUUUUUUUUAUAUCCACUGCUCUUUUGGGCAAGUUAAAUAAAUAUUUCUUUUUUUAAUUGCAAGUAAAUACAAAUCUUUCUAGUUAACUAAAAGCAGCAAUGCUAUUCGCUGUUUAACUGCAUUGCUCUCACACUGCCACUGACAUAAACUAUAUAAAAAUUCCCUAUCCAUCCAGCUCCCUUCUUCUCUUGUUCUCGAAUGGGUGUGCCUGACUUAUGGGAUUCAAUAUCAACUGGCUUUGACAAAAGAAUUCCCUUCAAUGUGUUCAUCUCUGAUUUCUUGCAAUCCAACAAAAGGCCCUUGAGGGUUGCAAUUGAUGCGUAUGGCUGGAUAUUCGAAGUUUCUUCUUUUGCAAACUCCCAUGCUACCAACACAUCCAAUAAUGCUCCUCCCUUAAACAAUAACUUAUCCCACAAUAUUCAAAGAACUUUGCAACUUUUUAACUCAAGAAUUCGUUUAUUGCUAUCUUUGAGUAUAUCUUUUGUAUUUGUAUUUGAUGGAAAAUUCAAACCAAAAUUCAAGAGAAACUUUACUGCAACAAAUAAAGAUUCCAUUCUUCAAAACAAUAUCAAUCCCAACUAUGAUGCUGAAUAUAUUGACUUUAUUCAACGGAUUUUUCUUAAUCCAGACUUGGUGCUAAAUAUGUCAAACAUUAGCAUAAAUGACAUCAAAAAUAACAAUAACAAUACUAUCACUAUCAACAAACACUUAUCAUUAUUUAAUAACUACGUCUUGGCCAUAAAAAAAGAACUAAUCAACUGGAAUAUUCCUUACAUAGAUGCUGCAGGCGAGGCUGAAGCAGAAUGUGCAAGAUUGCAGUACUUGAAUAUUGUUGAUUAUAUUAUUACAAAUGAUUCUGAUGUCCUAAUAUUUGGUGGAACUAAAAUCCUAAGAAAUUUUAGUAAAUUUAUUGAGGAUAAGCCACCAAAUGCGACCAAAAUUAAAAACAAAAUUAAAAAAAUCCCUUCAAGUUCUUUUUCUUUUUCUUCUUCUUCUUCUUCUGCAUUCGAUUUGAACUCUGAUUUGGGUUCAGUCACCAUUGAUGGUGAUAAAAAUGCUAAUGAAGAAAAUUUAACCAAAUUUCAUGAAGAACCCGAUUUUUGGGUCACUCCUGUCCAUAUUGAUAACGUCGAACUUAAAACUGGAUUUAACAGAUGGAGAUUAUUAUUUCUAGCUUUAUUAAGAGGUGCUGAUUAUAGCUCUGGAGUCCAUAACAUUGGCUCAGCUAGAGCUCUGAGAUUAUCCUUAAUUGGAACUAAUUUUUUUAAAUUUUUUAACCAAAAAUCAACUGCUAAAUCAAAGACAACCAAAUCAAAAUCUAAAAUUAAACCAAAACCAAAACCAAAAUUAAACUUUCCAAUUAAUAAAUCCAAUAUAUCUACUAACAAUGAUCAAAAUUUUAUCUCUGACUAUGCAAUUCCAGAUUUUUCUUUAUUGUUAAAAAAUCUUUAUUUUAAUAGUAUAACAGCUCCAAAAGAAACUCGGGAAGCAAACUUAAAAAAAUUUAAAGAAGAUUUACUCUCCUGUUUGAAGGCUUUUUCAACAGAAAUAUUUGGUAGAAAAGUGAAUUUCGAAGGAAUUAAUUUAAUUGGGUUUCCACCAGAUAAUAUAAUAUUAUUAUACUUUUAUCCAUACUUAAACCACAGCACCUUGUUCAAUUUUGUUUCAGGCUCUACUAAUUUUGCCGAGUUUCACUCUGUUAAUUCAAAUUCAAAUUCAAAAAAGAAUAACUUAACUUUUGAUGAUUCUCUAACAAAUCUCUUUAAAGAUUAUGUGUUAAACAAUGCAAAUGAAUUGAUUUUAAAAACAUUCACUGGCAUCAGUAACUCAUAUCCGAAUUUUCUUGGCGAUUCGAUCUUUAAAUAUGAUAAAACUUCUUGCAAAUGGAAUCAAAUUCCAUCUAAAAUUAAUUCAACUUUGUUCCAACCAAAAAGUCAAAUUUUCAAUGAUUGGUUUGGAUUACCUAAAUUUAAUUCUAUUUUACAAAAAAUAUCUGGCUUGCCCUUAUCAAGGGCAUUUGGUUCAAAUAAUCCUAGAGAAUGGACUUGCAAACAUUUAGAUCAAUGUUAUGCUGUCAAAAAUUUGAACAAAUAUUAUUCCAGUUCAAGAGAAUUCAAUCUGAAAAACAAACCACCCAUUGCUAUAGAUAUGGUGAAGGAAAUUAAUUAUCCUAGAAAAAAAAUCAAUAAAAAAUCAUUUGGUGAUUUAAAUAUUUCCUUAAAAGUUGUUAGGAUUACAUAUGAUAAAAUGAAAUUUUUCAACAAUUUAUUGAUUAAUUUAAAAAAAUCAUCUGUAGAACCAGAUUUGAAAUGCAAUGAGGACAAUGAUGUCAACGGCAAUAACCAUAUAAUAAAUCGAGAUAAUAAAAGCAGUCUGAACUCAACAACUAGGAAAAACGAUUUUGUUUGGGUUUCACUUGCUAUCGUUGAAUAUUAUUGUUCUGACAUAGUUGAUCUGUUUAGACUCUUGGAAAAAGAAAAACAAUUGAAAGAAAUGAACACUAAAAAGAUCAAAAAAUAUCCAGUUCAAAAGACUACUCUUGAAACCUUAGGCUUUUUGAGUCCCAAGAAAUAUAGUUCUAUUCAGAUUGUUGAUUUCAAUAACAAUAAAGAUAUAAGUUUUGCAAAAAGCAAGAUUCAACAAAAAAGCUUUAAGAAACUCAGGUCAAAAAAUUCAUUAGAAACUUCAAACUUUAUUACAGAUUUUUUCAAGCCAAUGGCAUCAUUAUCUAAAAAACAGACAAAUAAAAAAGUAACAAUAUCGUUACUUAGUGAUGAAGAUACGACUAUUUCCAAUGAUUCAAUGGAUUGUUUUGGUGAGAUCCAAAUAAUUGAAAAACUAAAAAAAACUGAAAAAAAAAAUAAAAAUGAAAAAUAUUUAAAGGAUAUUAUUGAUUUAGAUGUUAUAGACAAACUAGUUUUUCCUAUUGAAAGCUCACCUUACAAAAAUCUCGUUUCUGAUCCUGAAGAUAUUGAUUCACCUUUGAAAAAACCACCAAGUCAUCCAAUAACAAACAGUUAUCAAUCAAACAGAAAACUAGAAUUUAACUUAAACGAAUCAACAAGUUUUAUUGAAAUUAAUUCUUCUAAAAAUGAAAGUCUGGAAGAAACAGAUGAUGAUUCAAGUAGUAUUGAGAUAUUAUAUGAUGAGACCAAUAAAAAUAAAAGCAAGGAUUCUAAAGAAUUACAAACUCCUUUGGUUCAGUUGACUAAAAAAUCAUCAUCUUAUAAAUAUUUUGAAACCCAUGAGAAAAAUAGUUUUUCAGAUACAGAUUCAUCUUUCGAAAAAGAAAUGAUUCUAAAAUCCCCUAUGAAAAAGAAAACUAGUAUUCUAGUUGACAUUCCAGUCUUGGACUAUAAGACACCAUCAAAACUGAAUUAUAGUACUAGACCUUUUGAAAAUCUCGAAAUGACAUCUUUAAAGAGCAUUGAAAAGUUUUCUGAAGUCAAAAAUAAAGUUGGCUACGAUCAUGAAACUUGCAUAACAAUAACUGGCUCGAAGCCAACCCACAUCAGAAAGCUCAACUUUUAUGUUGGAGAUGAGCAUGACAAUGAAGACAUUCAAAUUACUAUUAACAAAAAAACUACAACAGAUGUUUCUGAGAAAAACAAUUAUAAAAAGGUAGCAUUUCUUGACAGCCUUUUAGAACACACUCUGAGUAUUGGCUCGGAUACUACUUAAGACAAUAAAAUAAAGAGAUUAAAAAUAAUUAGCAGAAUACGAAAAAUAAAAUACAUUGUUGAAUCAACACACCUUAAAAAUACAUGUUUAUUGUAAUAUACACAUGUCCAAUAUAAUAGUAUACAACAUUUGCUAAGAAGAAACAGCAAAGUAUUCAGAUAAACUCAAUUCAAAAUAAAAGCAGCAUAUCCAAG
Ascoidea rubescens DSM 1968 is the source of this 4143-nucleotide messenger RNA. RefSeq lists its product as uncharacterized. The transcript has a single exon. Bases 467 to 3949 code for a protein of 1160 amino acids. Gene Ontology annotation, molecular function: 5'-flap endonuclease activity. The record is from RefSeq and is a predicted model, not a curated record. Lineage: Eukaryota; Fungi; Ascomycota; Saccharomycetes; Ascoideales; Ascoideaceae.